Orbicella faveolata is the source of this 1152-nucleotide messenger RNA. RefSeq names its product leucine-rich repeat-containing protein 59-like. The record is from RefSeq and is a predicted model, not a curated record. Lineage: Eukaryota; Metazoa; Cnidaria; Anthozoa; Scleractinia; Merulinidae. Gene Ontology annotation, cellular component: cytoplasm. Gene Ontology annotation, molecular function: protein binding.
GGUUGCGUGGUUGAAAGACACUGGGAACUAGUUUGCUCAUAUGGGCACUCCGCGAAAAGUACAGCGGGCUCAGACUGGUUUGGGAUGACGAUUACAUAUGAUUUCUCAGCUGGUGGAGGGUAGAAAAGGUGGCCACGAAACAUGACAAGAAAACUGUCUAAAGAGGAGAUCAAAGACAAAUUUGAUGGAGAAGAGCUAGACUUGAGUCUGUGCAAUUUAGCUAAAGUGCCUGUGCGAGAAAUGGCCUCUUUGCCUAAGGCAACGGUGGUCGAUCUAUCUUGUAACAAUUUAACUACUCUACCGGACGCAUUUUGCACUCUGCACCAUUUAGUACGAUUGGAUUUGAGCAAGAAUGCUCUUGUAGAACUUCCAAAGGACUUUGGUAACCUCAGUCAACUCAAGCGGCUAGAUUUGUAUAGCAAUCAGCUGAGCUCUCUACCACUUAGUUGUGUAAGUCUUAAGCAACUUAGAUGGCUGGACUUGAAGAAUAACCCUUUACAGACUCUAUGGCCAGAUGUUAUUGGACAUUGUUUAAGUGAAGAAGACUGUAGACAAUGUGCCAUAAAUGUGCUGAGAUAUCUAAAAGUCUUAGCUGAGAAUGAGGAACAAGAGAACCAAGUGAAAUUAUUGUUAGAAAGAGAGCAAAAGGCACUAGAAGAAGAAAAAGAGCAACUUCAAAGGCAACUGAAAAAGAGGCAAAGACAGCAAGAAAAACAACUGAAAAGAGAAGCUUAUGAAGCACUGGAAAGACAAAAAAAGAUGAUGGCUGAAGAGACAGACAAAGCCUUAAAAGCCCAAGAAGAAUUUAUGGAAACGAGGCCUGUAAAACAGGAAGUUGUAACACCAGCUGAGGAAGAUGGAGGUCUCAUGGGACUGUUAUUGAUAUUUACAUUGCUCACACUUGGUAUUGCUAUGGCCAUUGUCAUCUUUUGCCACCAUGAUGCCACUUGCCAUGAACUUUUAUCUUCAUUAUCAUCUUGACGAUGAAUAAUGAUUAGAAUAUUUUGAAGUGAAUUUAAUGGUCAGAAUUGUUAAGUCAAAGACCUGCUCUCUACUAGAGGUUAUUUGUCUUUUAAAGCAGAAGUGAGUGGCAAAGCCACAAAAAUGUGUUGCUCCGGAGAAUAUUCAUAUCCCUGCCCUGCCCUGCCCCCC